AUGGCAUCUUUUCUGGUGCAUGUAACAGGAAGGAUUGACAUAAGGUUAAACGUAGACAUCCCUAUGGACACUAAGCUUGUUGAACCCCUACAAGAAGGAUGUAUCUGGCGCCAGGCAAGAGGGGCUGCUACAGAAGUCUUAGGAGCAAAAGAUAUAGUGGGAUCCUCAGAGAAGGUUGGUGUUUCCCAACAGUGGUUCGAUGAAUUGGAUAAUCUGGCAUUUUCAACGCCUGGAUUAGAGAUGACUAAUGAAGAGGAUAAUGCAACCUCUGGUGUGCAAUCUCAAGAUGAGAGAAUUCAUAUUGAUUGUGCUGUCAACACUAGUCCCGGGACAAGUGAGGUAUACUCGGUUAUUAUAUCUAUGGCACUGUAUUUAAAACUAAGAAGGCAUCUUCAUCUGCAAGAGGAUGGACAGCAGAAAUAUGCCAGGAGGAUAGCUGAUAUUUUGAACCCAGGAAGAGGUGGAGGAAUGGAAAAAGAUUCAUGCAUUCAGCUCCUGUUAAAAUCAAACUGUAAUUUGAGAGACCUCAUCUUUGUGAAACCUUUGCAUGUGAGGAUAAAUUUGGACAGUCUGAAUCACCCAAAAGCUGAUAAUUCAAAAGAUAUAAUCUUAACGGACUCUGCCAUUGAAGUCAAUGUAUCACUUGAGCCAUGA
Messenger RNA from Dovyalis caffra, 654 nucleotides. NCBI's taxonomy places the organism in Eukaryota, Viridiplantae, Streptophyta, Magnoliopsida, Malpighiales, Salicaceae. The record is from the annotation of a GenBank genome assembly.